Messenger RNA from Gaeumannomyces tritici R3-111a-1, 1329 nucleotides. RefSeq names its product translation machinery-associated protein 22. NCBI's taxonomy places the organism in Eukaryota, Fungi, Ascomycota, Sordariomycetes, Magnaporthales, Magnaporthaceae. Gene Ontology annotation, biological process: formation of translation preinitiation complex; translation reinitiation. Gene Ontology annotation, molecular function: mRNA binding; translation initiation factor activity. The coding region runs from base 428 to 1033 and encodes 201 amino acids. The record is from RefSeq and is a predicted model, not a curated record. The transcript is spliced from 5 exons.
CGUCCUCUGCCGCGUUCAGGGGCGGCUCCGCGGGUUUGAACCUACAGAUUCCGGAGGGGGGUGCUGUAGAAUGAUCAAAUGCUGCCUAGGAUUAGCAGUGGCUCUGGUGCGUCACCAUGGUCAAAUGAGCGUGUGGGCGGCGGUGGAGCGAGCAGCUGCGGCAUUGCCCCUCCAACCCCGCGACGCGGGAGCUCCCUCCAUGGAAAAAGCUAUGAAUUUGGCUGGUGGAGGGGUCAAAUUCAGAGUGAUGUAAAGCGGCGCCGCAGACCUGUCACGCGUAGCAGUUCACUCACCAACAUCAGAUACAGCACCGCCCCGACCUCUCGCGAUCCGGAAUCUACAUUGCAAUUUUAUUGGAAUUUCCCCCCGGAGACUUCAUCCGCAGAAUCUGUCCAGCAAUUAAUAUCACCACCCUCUCCGAACAAUUAUGAGCGCCGAGCCAGAGCAGGCUGAGGCUGUGAGCCUCGAGCCGCAGUCGCGUGUCGUGGUCUACUGUGGAGUGUGCACUCUUCCCCCAGAGUACUGCGAGUAUGGCGGCACAGUCAGGAAAUGCCAGGAUUGGCUUCAGAAGGCUCACCCCGACAUGUACUCGAGGAUAUGGUCGCCAGAAGCACUAGAAGCCGCGACCGCCUCCCUAUCCGUCGAAGCCCAGCAGCGCGCCGAGAAGGACGCUAAGAAGAAGGCCGCCAAGGCGGAGGCGGCGGAGCAAAAGCAAGCCGACAAGCUGGCGUCGAGCGUCGUGACCAUCAAGAGGAUCGAGCGCAACAAGCGCAAGUUUGUCACCUCUAUCACCGGCCUCGAGGCUUUCGGGCUGGAUCUUAAAAAGGUUGCGAAAGAGUUCGGAAAGAAGUUCGCUACGGGCUCUUCCGUAACAAAGGUUCCGAGCGGAGGCGAGGAGAUCGUGGUUCAGGGUGAUGUGAGCCAAGAGGUGCAGGAUUUUAUCGUGCAAAAAUAUAAAGAUGUCCCCGAGGACAAUAUCGAGCUGGUCGAGGAUAAGAAGAAAAAGAAGGACGCUGCCGCAGCGGAAGGCUAGCGGCAAUGACGGCAGAAGACAACAGCAUGCCAUCACAUGAUCGCAGGAGGAGAAUAUGGAAAUGGGAGGGCGGCAGUCCCGUAUGGCUUGCAGACCGUCAAGAGUCCCGACAAUGCCUAGCAAUGCAGGCGGCUUGCAGAGAAAGCGUUAGGGUUUCACCAUGUAUCCUGGAUUUGUUUUUAUCCUCAAUAACAGCGAGCUCAAGAUUGCCCAGAAUUGUAGAUGGAAACAAAGACGUGAGACCCCCAAGAGACACAAACCGCCCCUUUGCGCCGUAACCCCGAUCCCUAAACCCG